Molecule: messenger RNA, 1628 nt
Organism: Linum trigynum
Lineage: Eukaryota; Viridiplantae; Streptophyta; Magnoliopsida; Malpighiales; Linaceae
Source: the annotation of a GenBank genome assembly
AGCCACCAUCCAGAUGUAGUCGUUGAAUCGCUAAAGUCCAUUUUGCUUAGUAAUAAAUUGGUACGACACCUUAAAAAUGAAAAGGUCGUUGUAGCUCAUUUGGUUUUAGUUUGUCUAAAAUUAUACUAGUGGUGCUUAAUAAAAUUAUAUGUGAAAAGAGGUGAUUAUAUACAAGUAUUUAACAAAACAGUAAGAUAGGCCUAGUACUACAAAGCAGAAGCUUGAACUCGUGCUCGGACAUUGAACCCUAACCAGAAAAGUAAGAAAGAAACAAGAAGGAAAGAAAAGUAGAUAAAAAAAAAAAUGAGCUUCAAAGCAACUACUCCAACCCUUCCCUUCAUUGAUUUCACUAAAACGGAUGAUCAGCCGAUGAAGCCGGGCACUCCCGAGUGGGAAGCACUGAAAUCCCAAGUGUUCGCAGCGGCGAAAGAUUUCGGCUGCUUCAGAGCUCGCUUCCCAGACACACCCCUCCAAGCUGCAAAGGCACUCACCGCCCAACUCAAGCAACUCUUCGACCUCCCUCUCGAAACCAAGCAGCGAAACGUUUCGGAAUUGCCGUUCGGCGGGUUCAUCGGCCAAUCCACUUUCGCCCCUUUGUACCAGAGCUUCGGGAUCGACGAUCCUUCCAGCAUCGAUAAGCUCCAAAUCCUGACCCACGCCCUCCUACCAGAAAACCCAUCUUUGAGCGAAACAAUUCGGUCAUUCGGCAAGGAAGUGUCGGCGGUGGAGGAAACGAUCAGGGUAAUGUUACUGGAGAGCCUUGGUAUCCAGAAGUACAAGGAAGAGCAUCUCGAAUCGUCGUUCGACACGUUGAGAUUCAUGAAGUACGAUGGGAUCAGCGAAGAAGAAGCCGUUGGUGGAGAGCACAAGUUGGGGCUGAACUCUCACAUGGAUCAGGACCUGAUGACGGUUCUCUACUCCAACUGGGCUGGCGAGCUGGAGAUCUUCACCAAAGAUGGCCGGCACUGGAUCAGCUCGGAAGCCACUUCAGAUGACUUUGUGGUCUUCGUCGGAGAAUCUCUUCACGCGUGGACCAACGGGCGACUGCACUGUCCGUACCAUAGAGUGAAGGUGACGGGAAGGGAGGUGAGAUACUCGGCGGCAGUGUUCACAGCGUUUAAAGUGGGUUACACGGUGGAGGCGCCGGCGGAGCUGGUGGACGAGGAGCAUCCUUUGCUGUAUAAGCCGUUUGAUCAUUUGGACUUCUUGAAGCUGUUGGAGAGAGAUGCCGGGAAGGCGUAUUUUGGGGAUGAACUCAAUGCUUAUACCCCUCUCAAGGCUUAUUAUGGUAUUUCUCCUAUUGAUUAAUAGUUUGUCAUGUUUGUAAUAUAAUUUCAUUAAUGACGAUUUCUCUUGUGUAGUUCGUCCACUUCCCUUUUUCAUUUUAUGGUAUUGUGCCAAUGUCUCUUUGUGAUGUCGAAACUUUUUCCAACAUUUAUGUGUCCAAUCUUGCAACUCGCAACUCAGGGGCAGAGCUAGGAUUUGAAUCUCCGCGUCGGGAGGGAGGGCGAAGUUGUUUAGUUUACCAUGACAAAAAAAGUUUAUAGAACUUUUAUUAUUAUAACGAAAAAAGAAUUGAUAUAAUUAUUUACUAUGUGAUAUGGUCAAAACAAAUUAUUAAAUUGCGA